AAAUCUCGCGAUGUUCUCUGAGAGCCAAAGGCGCUCUAGUGGCGGGAGUAAGCUCCUGUUGUCCAAUUCCGUUGGUCCCCGAAGAGCAGCCGAGCUCUCCUGAUUGGUUGAUGGACUGCCGGUCUCCGUUCAAGGCCCACCUUCUGUCUCUGUCGGCUUCCGAUAAACCAUGGCCCUUAGAGCAUGUGGCUUGAUCAUCUUUCGAAGACACCUUAUUCCCAAGAUGGACAACAGUACAAUUCAGUUUCUUCUGCUACAGGCGUCAGAUGGCAUUCAUCACUGGACUCCUCCCAAAGGUCACGUAGACCCAGGAGAGAAUGACUUGGAAACAGCCCUGAGGGAGACUUGGGAGGAAGCAGGCAUAGAAGCAGGCCAGCUGACCAUCAUUGAGGGGUUCAGAAAGGAGCUCAAUUAUGUGGCCAGAGAGAAGCCUAAAACAGUCAUUUAUUGGUUGGCAGAGGUGAAGGACUACAACGUGGAAAUACGCCUCUCCCACGAGCACCAAGCCUACCGCUGGCUGGGGCUGGAGGAGGCCUGCCAGUUGGCUCAGUUCAAGGAGAUGAAGGCAGCAUUCCAAGAAGGACACCAGUUUCUCUGCUCCACAGCAUCCUGAGCAGGCAUUUUCUUCUGUGGCAUUCUCGGGGGCCUUCGGAGAUUAACCUACCCUCAAUUUAAUGGAAAGAUGUACUGAUCUGGUUUGUUGUAGCCAAGAGGGGAUAAAUUAGUGAAAUCAAUUUAGAACUCUCAGAUAAAAACAAUAAAAAUUUUAAGGCCAGGGAUUUAGCUCAUUGGUUCCACUGCCUGCCUCAAAAG
This is a messenger RNA of Fukomys damarensis (Damara mole-rat), 813 nucleotides long. It is a transcript of the gene Nudt2, whose product is annotated as nudix hydrolase 2. Gene Ontology annotation, molecular function: bis(5'-nucleosyl)-tetraphosphatase (asymmetrical) activity. The transcript is spliced from 3 exons. Gene Ontology annotation, biological process: AMP biosynthetic process; ATP biosynthetic process. The record is from RefSeq and is a predicted model, not a curated record. NCBI's taxonomy places the organism in Eukaryota, Metazoa, Chordata, Mammalia, Rodentia, Bathyergidae. Bases 170 to 613 code for a protein of 147 amino acids.